UAUUCACAUGACAGCUUUUUCUAGCUCCAGGCGAGUCGUUCUGCCCGGUGAGGUGAAAGUACCACUAAGUAUCUUUUUGUCGCGUCGGAAACCAGCAUGUUAAAGUUACUUUAAGCUGUCGGAAUCGGACACAGAGCUAAUGCUAACUAUGUCUCCGUUAACGCACUGAAACCGAACGGAGAGGAAAGCUAGCAAACAUUAGCAGCUUCAACACCGCUGACGACAGCACAUUCUUAGCUUUUACUUCCUCACACAAAUAGGAAAUAUCCCCCAGAAUGAGUCCAGAGGGGAAGAAGCUGCUGAAUAUCAUCAUCCUGGGCUUCGGCUUCAUGUUCAUGUUCACCGCCUUCCAAACAUGUGGAAACAUCGAGCAAACAGUUCUGGAGAACUUUCACAGUGCGGAGUUCAAUGGGACGGGAUACACGAGCCUUGCCAUCAUCUACAGUGUCUUCUCUGCCUCCAACCAUGCUCCUUCAGUGGUGGCUGUGAUUGGACCUCAGCUGUCCAUGUUCUUCAGCGGACUCCUCUACAGUGGCUACAUUGCCAUGUUCAUCUACCCGUACACCUGGACCUUCUACACGGCCUCGGUGCUGGUGGGAAUCGGAGCAGCAGUUUUGUGGACGGCUCAGGGAAACGUUCUUGCCAUCAACUCCAGCGACAGCACCAUCGGUAGAAACAGUGGAAUAUUCUGGGCUCUGCUGCAGUUUAGUUUAUUCUUUGGGAAUCUGUACGUCUACUGUGCCUGGCAUGGACACGUCCACAUCACAGACAAAGACAGACAGACGGUGUUCAUCUCACUCACCGUCAUCAGCCUGGUCGGAUGUUUCCUGUUCUUUCUGAUCCGAAAACCCGACGCUGAGUCCGCUUCUUCUGAGGCCACAGAGGCAUUACUGCAGGGGGAGUCAGACAGCAACUCCGUGGUCAGUUCUCCUCAACCUGGACUCUGUUCACAAGCUCUGGACGCUUUCAUAAAAGCCUGUAAACUGUUCGUCACCAAGGAGAUGCUGCUGCUGAGCAUCUGCAUCGCAUACACAGGUCUGGAACUGACCUUCUACAGCGGUGUCUACGGAACCUGCAUCGGCGCCAUGACGCAGUUCGGACAGGAUGCCAAGAGUCUGAUCGGCAUCUCGGGGAUCUGCAUCGGAGUUGGAGAGAUCCUGGGUGAGGGCGUCUUUGGGAUGUUGAACAAGUGCAACCGUUUCGGCCGUAACCCGGUGGUUCUGUUCGGACUCGUCAUCCACUUCGUCGCCUUCUACCUGAUUUUCCUCAACAUCGCCAGCGACGCCCCCAAACAGGAAACAGACGCUCGGGCCUUCAUGCAACCCAACCUGGGCGUGGCCUUGUUGUGUAGUUUCCUGUUGGGUUUGGGCGACAGCUGCUUCAACACUCAGCUCCUCAGCAUCAUCGGCUUCAUGUUCAAAGAUGACAGCGCCCCCGCCUUCGCCGUCUUCAAGUUCAUCCAGUCCAUCAUGGCUGCCGUGGCAUUCUCCUACAGUAACUUCCUGCUCCUCCACUGGCAGCUGCUCAUCCUGGUUCUGGGCGGGUUCCUCGGGACCAUGACCUUCUUCGUGGCCGAGUGGGCGGCCGAGUCCCGGCGGCGGUCGGAUUACGACAGCAUUUGAUUGGGUGCGGACGAGGAGGAGGCAGUCUGCAGGUUAAAGGACAAACUGAUGCUCAUGCACGUGGCAUUGACCUGAUUCCACUACUGUGAUGGAUACGUGCACGUUAAAAGCCAAAAAAACACACACACACCCACACACGCACACACACACACACUUGAACCAUUAAUUACAUGACCUGGGUUCAAACAGCUGCAGUGAAUCCAUCCACUAACAGUGACAUCUGCUGGUCAACCUGGAGAUUACAACUGGAUUUAUGAUCAGAAAUGGGCUGAUAU
Messenger RNA from Sphaeramia orbicularis (orbiculate cardinalfish), 1897 nucleotides. RefSeq names its product UNC93-like protein MFSD11. NCBI's taxonomy places the organism in Eukaryota, Metazoa, Chordata, Actinopteri, Kurtiformes, Apogonidae. The record is from RefSeq and is a predicted model, not a curated record.